Messenger RNA from Aspergillus costaricaensis CBS 115574, 777 nucleotides. RefSeq names its product nucleoside triphosphates FAP7. NCBI's taxonomy places the organism in Eukaryota, Fungi, Ascomycota, Eurotiomycetes, Eurotiales, Aspergillaceae. The transcript is spliced from 3 exons. Gene Ontology annotation, molecular function: ATP binding; AMP kinase activity; ATP hydrolysis activity. The coding region runs from base 72 to 593 and encodes 173 amino acids. The record is from RefSeq and is a predicted model, not a curated record. Gene Ontology annotation, cellular component: cytoplasm; nucleus.
AAACUUUAUCGGGCUUUAUCGGGCAAAUUGAAAGAAAUACUCAUUCACGUCGCACAUUUUUAUGAGGCAUAAUGCGGACAUCUCCAAAUGUGAUAAUAACAGGCACGCCCGGCGUAGGAAAAACCGUCCAUUGCGAACAAUUGGCCGAGGAGACAGGUCUGCGGCAUCUUUCAAUCAACCAUGUCGCAAAAGAGCGAGACUGCUACGAGACAUAUGACCACGAAUUACAAACCUGGGUUGUGGACGAGGACAAACUCCUGGACGCUAUCGAGGAUCAAGUACUCCAAGGUGGCUAUCUAAUUGACUGGCAUGCAUGCGAUCUAUUCCCCAAGUCAUGGAUUGAUUUGGUCGUUGUAUUACGCUGCCCAUCUACUGCUGUUCAUUAUGAUCGUCUCGCAUCAAGGGGAUACAAUGAGACGAAGCUGCAGGAAAAUUUAGAUGCCGAAAUAUUUGGUGUUUUGCUUGACGAAGCUCGAGAAGCCUUCGACGAGGAAUUAGUGGUUGAAUUGAAUAGUGAGAGGGAUGAUGAUGUAGAGUCCAAUUGCGCAAGGAUUUCUAGCUGGGUACAAUCUUGGAAAAAUGACCGAGCCUGAGAUCUCGAUUUACCUACGGCAAUCCGGGGGAGGGGGCGGCCGAAACCGACACCAAUUCGCACCGUGAAAUUUGCAGUUUAUAUCAAUCACGUCUGUCGGCCAGCCAAUCUUGCAACUUGACCAGGGCUUUAUAUCUGUGUGAGAUGAGGUUCUGCUCCAGUAUUAGUGGCUGAUUGAAGAAAUU